UAUGUUUCAACAAUCUUCUAUGCCGUGCCCGUGUAUAGAUCGAUAUUUCUAUACCAGGAACGCUUUAAUGGAUGUAGAGCAGACGACUCAUCUACUUAGUAAUGGAUCACGUGAUUCCCAUUACUUUUAAUGAUUUUUCCCCGGAGUGGAUGCAUAUUAAUCUAUUAAGAGGAAGAGGAAAGAGGAACAAAGAUUGUUAUUGCCUUCCGUUAUUGUUUUUGAAUUUCUUAAGGAAAUCGGUAAUGACCAUGUCCGGAUUUCAAAUUAAUAAUUUGGACCCCAACAUGUUAAGUAAUCACCUAACUGCACGUGGAAUCAGUCUAGGCGGAGCUCAAAGUGUCAGAGACAAUGGGAUAACUGGUGAAAUGCUGGUGCAGUUUUGUGAAGAAGACAUCCAUGAUGCCUUCUCUGUAUUUAAGGACAGGUUCAUCAUACGAAAGAUGAUACGAGAACACAAAACUCAAACGGGAAUCCACGACAAAGUAUUCUCUAACACUACUUCUUCAUCUUGUAAAAACCAAAGGGAUAGUACAGCAAUUAAACUUCCGACAAAAGCACCACAACGCAACCCACAGCAUUCAGUUUCCCCGACUAAGAUUUCUGAUGUCUGUGCUAAUGUUAAUGCAGGAUUUUCUACAGUACCUUCUACAAAUCAACUUCACAAAUCACAACAUCAGUUACUUUUCAAUCAGUCACGAAGAGAACAUCCAAGAAUACCAACUUCACCAGAGAUUAAGUUGGAGAGCGUUCCCAGACCGGGUUAUUCUUGCGCAACAGGAAGUAGGGUAUCGCAUUCUUCCCAACCGGAAGUUCAGUCAUUUCCACCUCCAGUCAGGAGUCCCUUAAUGCACCACGUGGUGUCUAGUUCUGUAGAAGAUCGCUUGUCUGGAGCUAGAUCUGAGACGGUACCAGGACCUAUGGGAGAAUCAGCUCAAAUUGCUUCUCAAAAUCAAAUCGUUCGGUCUUCUAACAUUAAUAUUACAGUCGAAGAGAAGCAGAGGAUAAAAAAGUACAAAGCAGACGCCCUUCUCGAGAAAAAAUGCAUUCGCAGUAAACCAAACGAAGCACAGCAUCUCGGAUCACUGGCUAUCCGUAACGCUGCCCAGGCGGCCCAAAUAUGGGAUAACCCACCUGUAAUGAGGGAAAUUUCUGUGGCCAAGAAGGACCAGUUUAUCAGGUCUUUAUUGGCAUUCGCUCCUCAGCUUUCCGAGAGAAUGGACACUGUGUGGAUCAGACUUAGGGAAGCGUUACAAAACCGACGGAAAUAUUUACUGGACAAAGAGUCGGGGAAAAGACAAACUAAAUCGCAGAGGUCUGCUCCAUAUGAUAAGAAGAAUGAGUCAAAACCGACUUUAAUGAAAGUCAAGGAACCGAGGACGCUGAUAGACCUAACAGACUAGUUUACUUAAUUCUUUAAUUAUUUUACCAUUUUCUAACAACUUGUGUUAAUUUUUUUUCUUUAAUGAAACUUUUUUUCACUUUUUCAUUUUUGUAAAUAAAAAUGUUUAUUAAUACUU
Magallana angulata is the source of this 1517-nucleotide messenger RNA. RefSeq lists its product as uncharacterized. Lineage: Eukaryota; Metazoa; Mollusca; Bivalvia; Ostreida; Ostreidae. The coding region runs from base 102 to 1400 and encodes 432 amino acids. The transcript is spliced from 3 exons. The record is from RefSeq and is a predicted model, not a curated record.